Molecule: messenger RNA, 213 nt
Organism: Anthostomella pinea
Lineage: Eukaryota; Fungi; Ascomycota; Sordariomycetes; Xylariales; Xylariaceae
Source: the annotation of a GenBank genome assembly
AUGACCCUGGCUUUCUCGAAUGCUUGCGUGUUUGGCUACGUUGUUGAUGGCCACCCGGAAUUGACAUUCGUGGCCAUCGACGCUCGCAACUUGCUGACAUUCGGUCUGACGUACUUCGUCAACGACUGGCUGGCCAAGGACGGUGUGCUGGUAGUGUUCAAUGUGCUUGGCGGUAUCUUCGUGGCAGUCAACCUGUUGACCACCCCACUAUGA